This is a messenger RNA of Parathielavia appendiculata, 2662 nucleotides long. RefSeq lists its product as uncharacterized. Gene Ontology annotation, biological process: regulation of GTPase activity; signal transduction. The coding region runs from base 350 to 2395 and encodes 681 amino acids. The transcript has 3 exons. Lineage: Eukaryota; Fungi; Ascomycota; Sordariomycetes; Sordariales; Chaetomiaceae. The record is from RefSeq and is a predicted model, not a curated record. Gene Ontology annotation, cellular component: cytoplasm.
CGCAAGCUGCCCAGGUCUCUUCCAGGUUCGCUCUGUGCUUGCAGCUGCUCCUGCCCCUCCAACAACCUCGCCCGUGCCUCUUCGGAGAGCUUGCUCAUUUGUCGCAGACGGCAAUCUGCCUGUUUCCAUUUUCUAGCACCCUGCCCGACCCUGAGCCGUAAGCUUCGACACUGUGUCACGGCUGCGCACCCGCAGGUAACUGCAGUUGCUGGGCUUUGUUGGUUGGCACAGGCAGAUUGCGCAUAGCCCAAAUCAGGAACACGCUUACUAUACUCCGGACCCCAGGGCAAAACUCCGUCGAUUGCCAGGUGGCCCGGCUGCGCACCCGGCAACUCGUCCCACGGUGGGAAUGGGUCGUAAACCUGCACCGCAACCGCUCACCCUGGGGGCGUCAGCGCAUCCCGGCGAGGACUCCCGGUCUGGUGAGACAGGUCCCAAAUUUGCGCGACUGCCGCCCGACACUGCCUCGCCUCGCUCUCCGCAUUCCCCUUUUCGACCCGGCCACAUCAAGGCAGAAACCGCCGGUAUGGGAGAGCCACAACCGCUUGCCGACGUUUUGCACCAGCCCCAGCAGUCGCCCGUUCAGCAUGACAAACAACGCCAACGACAAGAGCACGUAGAUCCAGCCCGCGACCCGCCGGAGCCUUCGCCAAGAGAUCACGCUGAGGACCAACAACAGCAGCUGGGCCACAGGCACGCGCGGCGCGGCGAAGACAAGGCCUCGAAAUCGGGCUUCUUUUUCAGUUUUGGCAAGGGAGCCAAGUCGUCGGACCGUUCCAUUGUGCACCAGCACUCCAACUCGCGCGCCGAUAUCAUGUCGAGAGACGCAGACCGGCCGGUUCUGUCCAAACAAAGCACGAAGCAUUCAGACUCGUCCCAUCAGGACCUCGCCGUUCAGAAACCGAACACGCCAUUGCCAUCCAGGUCUGAAGUGUCGCUGGCCUCGACCGUAGACUACGACAGCCCGGGUAAUUCGGUAGCCUCGUCAAAGAGGUCAAAGCCUAAGCCGUUCACUCUGCUCCAUCGCUCGAGGUCGAUCAAGGACAAGGAUAGCAAGGACAGCCCGAGCCCGAAGGAGCACGCUUUAGCACCGGCGCCGGCACCAGCCAAGGUCCCCGAGCCCGAGAGGCCUUACACUUCGGCUGCAGCUCCGAGGACGGCCCCGCUUCAAGCACGCGACCGGUCUUUCAGGGACAUGAUGUCCUCCGCAGUCAGGAAUCAUUCAGCCGAGCGAUCCCAGUCGAGAGAGGUUAGCGGGAGAGGGAAAGAACAGGAGAGAGAGGGCCAUCAAAGGCCACCGGCACCCUCGUAUACUCAGACGCCCGGAGGGGCCUUCUUCAGCAACCUCAAGCACAGCAGAGCGGCAGGCAUCAUCAGCAACCGCAUCUUUGGUGGGAGUUCAAGACACGAGCCGCCGGCCCCUAAGGAACCGGUAGUGGACGACGAGCACUACGUCCUCAAGGUCAUCAAUCUGCCACUUGUCGAACAAGCACGUUUGACCCGAAUAUCCAAGAGGUUGGAGGAUUCUCGAGACAAGACUGAGUUCUGGAUGCCUGCAUUUCCGUGGAGGGCAAUAGACUACCUGAACUACAAGGGCAGUGAGGUGGAAGGCCUGUACCGGGUUCCCGGGAGCGGACCGCAGAUCAAGAAGUGGCAGCGGAAGUUUGAUGAAGAACUUGAUGUGGACCUUUUCGAGCAGCCAGAUCUCUACGACAUCAACAUCGUCGGGUCAAUGCUGAAGGCGUGGCUGCGAGAGUUGCCCGACGAGCUAUUCCCCAAGGAAGCCCAGGAGAGGAUUGCGAGGGAGUGCGCCGGGGCGACGAAGGUGCCGGACCUGCUCGUCGAGGAACUCUCCAAUUUGCCGCCUUUCAACUACUACCUGCUCUUCGCCAUCACCUGCCAUCUAAGCCUCCUCCUCGCACACUCGGAUAAGAACAAGAUGGACUUUCGCAAUCUAUGCAUUUGCUUCCAGCCAUGCAUGAAGAUUGACGCCUUCUGCUUCAAGUUCCUGGUCUGCGACUGGCGCGACUGCUGGAAAGGAUGCAAGAACGAGGCGAAGUACAUCGAGGAAGAGUAUGCGCUCUUUGAUCAACCGCCACCCAAGGGGGUUGGCGAGAAGAAAAACAACGGCAGCAGCAGCACGCGCGAUGAGGAGAAACAGCCGGAAGAGCGCAACAUUUCGUCGUCAGACAGCGGCAAGAGCCUGAACCGCGGUGCAGCCGAGCAGAGAGGGCGGCUCAAGAAGAAGGCACCGGGCGAGGGCGAGAGCGUCGCGGAGACGAGCUCCAUCUCAACAACCCUCACCAUCAACAGUGAGCGGGAAACUCCGCCGCGGAAGUCGGGCGAGUUACGACCCCUCUCGCCCAUCAAGCCGCUGUCUCCGCUUAAUUUUUGAGAAGAUCAUUUCGCGCUCCCCUUAACCCCAAAUUUUCUUCUCGCAUCUCUUUUUCGUUCCUCGCCAUGGGAAUAGCAAGCGUCUGCCGUUUCGCGUCCGAGAGCAUCAUUAUCCUCAACCGUCCGACCCCACGGUCUUGAAGCCGUUGACGACGUUGUUUCCUUCCGGCUCUCGCACUGGACUUGUUUUGUCUCAGCGUUAUAAGACCACCUAUAAAGCCGAUGGCGCGAAUCCCGUCCCUACACGCAGCCAGGACACACGGAGUAC